AUGGCCUCUGGAGCCCCAGAGCAGAGCGGCCAGAUGGCAGAGGAGACGCCCGGCUUCCUGGACGAGUUUCUCCGCGACUUCCCGGCCCCGCUGAGCGCGGAGAGCACUUUGCUGUGGAAGAUCCCGGGGACGGUGCUGAGCCAGGAGGAGGUGGAGGGCGAGCUGGCCGAGCUGGCCGUGGGCUUCCUGAGCAGCAGGAACGCCCCGCCGCCCCUGGCUGCAUCGCUGGCCCACGAAGCCGUUUCCCAGCUGCUGCGGACGGACCUUUCCGAGUUCAGGAAGCUGCCCAGGCAGGAGGAGGAGGACGGCGAGGAAGCGGAGGAGGAAAAGGCCGCUGUGACCCUGCUGGAUGCCAAGGGCCUGGCGCUGAGCUUCUUCAACCGGCUCUGGGACGUCUGCAGCCAGUGGCAGAAGCAGGUGCCCCCGGCUGCCCGGGCUCCGCAGCGGCAGCGGCUGGUCUCCGUUCACGCCAUCCGGAACACUCGCCGCAGGAUGGAGGACCGGCACGUGUGCCUUCCUGCCUUCAACCAGCUCUUCGGCCUGACCGACCCCGUGGAUCGCGCCUACUUUGCGGUGUUUGACGGCCACGGCGGAGUGGAUGCCGCGAGGUACGCCGCCGUGCACGUCCACGCCAACGCCGCCCGCCAGCCGGAGCUGCCCACGCACCCCGCGGGCGCCCUCAGAGCGGCUUUCCGGCGCACCGACGAGAUGUUCCUCUGGAAGGCCAAGCGAGAGCGACUGCAGAGUGGAACCACGGGCGUGUGUGCACUCAUCGCGGGAAAGACCCUGCACAUCGCCUGGCUGGGGGACUCGCAGGUCAUCCUGGUGCAGCAGGGACAGGCGGUGAAGAUGAUGGAGCCACAUAAACCCGAGCGACAGGACGAGAAGGAGCGCAUCGAAGCGUUGGGCGGCUUCGUGUCGUACGUGGACUGCUGGCGAGUCAACGGGACCCUGGCCGUCUCCAGGGCCAUCGGGGAUGUCCUCCAGAAGCCCUAUGUGUCCGGAGAGGCCGACGUGGCCUCCCGGGAGCUGACCGGCUCCGAGGACUACCUGCUGCUGGCUUGUGACGGCUUCUUUGACGUGGUCUCCCCCCAGGAGGUGGCCGGCCUGGUGCACAGCCACCUGGCCAGGCAGCAGGGCAGCGGGCUGCAUGUCGCCGAGGAGCUGGUGGCCGCAGCCAGGGAGCGGGGCUCCCACGACAACAUCACGGUCAUGGUGGUCUUCCUCAGGGACCCCCGAGACCUGCUGGAGGGGUGUGCCCAGGGGGCCGGGGAGUCCCAGGCUGACGGGAGAAGCCAGGACGUGCCCUCUGCCCUCUCGGAGCCAGAGAACAACACCCCGUGGAGAAGCUAA
This is a messenger RNA of Pipistrellus nathusii (Nathusius's pipistrelle), 1353 nucleotides long. The record is from the annotation of a GenBank genome assembly. Lineage: Eukaryota; Metazoa; Chordata; Mammalia; Chiroptera; Vespertilionidae.